UUUUAGCGCGUUCUUCGUCGCGUGGGCCUAAAUCAAAAAGUUCCGAACUUCUGUCAGGAUUCAGUUUGGUCAAUAUUAUCUCAACAUGAGAAAUUUCUUCUAUACCUGAUGAUCUCGAGGAUAAACCCUUCAAAAUGUCAACAUUUGGCGGGUAUAUGCCUGAGUUUCCAGACAUUCGUGGUAAGUCAAAAUCAAAUCACACAGAGUUGAGAGUUAUCACGAAUCAAAUAUGACGGCAUCUCAAGGAAAGAACUGAUAUUUUCACAGUCGAUUACUUCCGCCAAAUCCUAGGACGUACAUCUCCGCUAGCAUGCUUUUUGAGUCAUGUUCACAGUGACCAUCUCGUUGGGCUUGACAAUGAUCGUGUUAAAUUGCCGUUUGUUUACUGCUCGGCUGCUACCAAGGAGAUCCUUAUCAGGCUUGAGAAGAGGCGAGAUCGGUUGAAUCUUGCGCAGGGAAUUCUGGAGAAGGAAAAGAAAACCUAUAAACAUUUGAAGAAUGUUUUGAAGCCAGUUCCAUUGGAGACUCCCACGUUGAUUGAGUUGGCACCGAAAAAUGAAAUUAGGGUUACGUUAUUUGAUGCUAAUCAUUGUACUGGCGCAGUGAUGUUCUUGUUCGAGAGAGAAAAUACCGCAGUCUUGUAUACUGGAGAUAUUCGAUCGGAACCAUGGUUUGUCAAUAAUUUGACACGAAAUCCUUUCUUGAUUGAGUACACUAGCGGCAUGAAGUCUUUAGACUGCAUUUAUCUCGAUACAAGCAACAUUGGACCAAUGGAAUUCCCAACGAAAGCUGAAGGUCUGAAGGAAUUGAUUGGUAAAAUUAGAAAAUACCCGCCAAAUACCAAAUUUCACUUCGCGGCUUGGACUUUCGGAUAUGAAGAGGUUUGGGCUGCAUUAUCACGAACACUGGAUUCACAAAUUCAUGUGGACAAAUAUAAGAUCAAACUAUACGAAUCCUUGCGUCAAGAAGGAUCUAAUGGCCAACUAAGUUUUCUGGCACCUGAAGGUCCUGUUUUGGUAGGGUGUGUUGUUGGAAAUAGUGCAAAACAAGGUUGCUUGACAAUUGAUAAGAGCGUGCGAAUUCACAGUUGUGAAAAGGGGAUGGGUUGUUCACUUUAUGGAGAAGAGGAUGUUGUGUUGAUUAGACCUAUUAUUUCUCGUCUACCAUCUGGAGUUGAAGUGGAAGAAAUUGGUAUUGGAGGUGGUUGGGGUGAUUUAGUACCAAAAUAUGAAGUUGCUAUGGAUUUCGAUGAUGUCAAGGAACUGUUAGAGACAAUGUUGGUUUGGAUUCCCCUUUUUCUCGAUUCACACUAAUAAAUUACCUAGUUUUGCGGAGACAGAUGAACCCAUCGUUGAGGAUAUUCGAAGGAUGCUUCUUGCCGAAUUAUCAUCUACAGCAGGCGCUAUAUCACUAGAUGGCAUAUCAUCUGUUUGUGAUCAAAUCUCCUUGAAGGACCUUAGUGAAUCUCUUUUACGAAAGUUGGCUCAUAAAUCCUCUAAAGUACUUGACGAGAAAGAUCUCCAUGCUUCGGAAGACGAUUUCCUCAAGGUAAUCACUUUUCCAUACUCACGUCAUUCCUCGUAUCCUGAACUUUGUCAUCUGGUUGAAAUAUUCAAGCCAAAAGAUGUGUAUCCAUGCACUGUGGACGAAGAGAACUGGAAUGAAGGUACGUAAUAUCCUCUGUAGCGUUUAUCUAUAUUUUUUGAUACCACUUGAGCACUUCGAUGGCUUUGAAUCAGACUAACCACCUUACAGAAGUAAGCAUUGAAGAGCUCUUUGGUGACCAUUGCUCUGCUUCGGUCUUUAGACAUGACAAGGAGAUGCGACAAAUGAUGGCUGUUAUUGUUGCCGAAAUGAAGAUGUCAAGCCAAAAAACGCAAACAACAAUUGAAUCCGAAUCUUCUCCAAUGCCUAGCGGUCAUGUUGAGGAAUUAACAUUAACAGCAGCUAGAUGGGAGAAUAAAAGUCGUCCUUCCACACCAAUCCCAUUUCAGAAAAGUUUAACUAGCACCAGACGGAUAGCUUGGUCGGAAGAAAUACUUACCUCGUCUCCAGCUCCACCAUGUCAAAUAGGUGUAGCUAGUAUCAGCCAAACACCUGGAUCCAUAGCUACAAAAUCAGGCUCAAGCUCAAGUAGUCAGCUAUCAAGACGAAGAACAGCCACGGCGGUAGUUACUCCGCCACCAUUGAAACGUGUACGACUUAGUCAAGGCUCUCAGGUAGAUGGCCCAAGGUAAGCUUUCCAGUUUUUCUUUCUCGUCAUACUCCAACUGCUUUUUGUGUGACAAUCUUAUUUUCGUUCAUUUUCCACUUUCUUCUAUUGUUUCAGAUCCUAUUUCUCUCUGGAGGUCCAUCCUUGACUAAUCGCUGAUUUCUGGGUUUUGUAGGUCAUCAAAACCCACCUCAACCUCUGCCGCAGGUGUAGAACAACGGGGCCUAGAGUCAAUUGACAUACCUAUCAAAGACGGCGUUGACUUAGAGUUACCACUCACAACACUUAUGGAAAAACUCGACACUGUCCCUACACUAUCUGAAAACGCAAUGACAGCAUUGAUGAAUCUCCAGAAUGACGAUCUAGAGGUUGAAACAUACAUCGCUCAGGAACUGCCAAAUCUGAAAUCCAUCAAUACACAAAUUGAUCAGCUCGUACCACCUUCAGUAUUAUCAGCCCUUCACAUGACUAUGUUGUCAUUUUCUCGAGAAACGCUUGACAUCUUAUCGGAGUUCCAAAGAAGUUUUGAGGGUAAUUCAGGGGUGCACAUAGACGUGAAUACGUACUUCUUUCGCCAAUUCUCACCUCUACAAUACCUCAUGCGAGAGUUCAAACAAGUCACAUCAUAUUUGGCACAACCCCGGAGUCAACGUAAGCCUUGGGAUUCUACCAAGAGCUUAGAUAGCAUGUCUAAAAUCUUUCAACCUAAAGCUAAUAACGACAGAGAUAUAGUCGGACAUCGAGAUAUUUUCACGCUCAUUGACGACAACGAGUUAGCGACAGACGAUGGCAUUGAGGAUGUUAAUGAUAAUCAUACCCCAAACCAUGGCUCAUCCCUUAUUGCAGCUGGAGGAAAUAACUCUGCCAGCGAUAACCUUCCCUUUCAUGACCCUAUUGAUAAUAUCACUCGAUGUGGGGAUUGUGGUCAUGAGAUUUGGGUAGAUCAAAUCGAAAGAUGGGGAUGGAUUCCAGGUUUCUGCACGGGUUGUGGUAUCGGAUCUAAUCCCUUUUACGAGAAUGCUGAUUUCCCCGGAGCUCUUCCUCGUAUCUUCGAAGAAGAGGAUUCUGGAAGUGAGGUUUCUGCCCAGGAAGCUCGUGUCUUAAUCGGGAUUUCACAUCUUGACUAUCAAUCUUCUGCAUACGAUACUCAAGAUGAAGAUUCUCAAUUGGUUCUUGAUGAAAAGUAUGAAAUCAACAGCUUUAUAGAUGAUGAUGAACCUGAUUCGGAUUCGGAUUCCGAAUCUCAUACAUCUGAUCAUGGAAGCGAAGUGGAUUAUAAAUCUGCGUUUCAAAGUCUUCAGAAAGAUUUCGCUAAGCUUCAUACUAAUUAUUUGAUCCUAAUAAAUGAAUACUCACAGUUUAGAUAUGAUAUGUUGGGUACUACUGAGGAAGAAGACGAGGAUGAGGAUGAGGAUAAUGGGGAGGAGGAGGAUGUUUUGAUCAAUGAAGAUGGUGCGCAUGUUGUGGAUGUGAUGGUUGCGCAGGGUGAUCAUGUUGUUACGGAUGUAGUUGUUUCUUCGUUUACGGGGGAAGAUAGUCAGAAUGUUGGAGAAGGUGGAAAUGUGGAUGUGGGAGAGCAGGAGAGAGGGAUAGAAGGUGUGGAUGGUGAUGAUGAAUCUGUGGGUGGGGAUCUGGAUGGAGCAAGCACAGUUGCAAGAUCGUAUACACUUUCGGGUUUGAGAGGGCUGAGUGUGGAAUUGUAAGGUGGAAUUAUGACGGUGGAAUUAUGAUGAGUUUCGGGUUGUUUGGGGUGUUUGACGUCGACCAAAAUGAAGGAAGGGGGAUGUAUGUAUGGAUGUGUGGAGUGGUUGCUUGGUUGCUUGGUGGUUAUUUGCUCUUCGGUUUAUAAGUAUUUUGAUACCCGGAUUUGCUUUGGCGUUGGCUUUUUGCUGGGAUUUGGGAUGGGAUUAAUGGAUGGGGAUAUAAGAUUAGAUGAGAUAGGAAGUGGGAAUGGGAAAGGAAAGAGAAUGGGAAUGGGAAUAAGCAUAGGUAUAGGUGUAGGUGUGGGUGUGAAGUUUUACAUGUAUAUAUCGAUACUCAUGGUCAAUAUGGAUGGGUGGAUGGAUGGGAAAGACUUGCUUUAGCGCUAUAUAGACUAGCAGUGAUUGCUUGUAUGGAAAAUUUAAGAAUGAGCUUUAUUGAUUGUAUUUAUAAGAAUAAGGAAUGAUGAAUGAAGAACAGAG
This is a messenger RNA of Sclerotinia trifoliorum, 4395 nucleotides long. Lineage: Eukaryota; Fungi; Ascomycota; Leotiomycetes; Helotiales; Sclerotiniaceae. The record is from the annotation of a GenBank genome assembly.